This is a messenger RNA of Eurypyga helias (sunbittern), 1232 nucleotides long. RefSeq names its product transmembrane protein 30A (gene CDC50A). Lineage: Eukaryota; Metazoa; Chordata; Aves; Eurypygiformes; Eurypygidae. Gene Ontology annotation, cellular component: plasma membrane; Golgi apparatus; endoplasmic reticulum. The transcript has 6 exons. The record is from RefSeq and is a predicted model, not a curated record. The annotation marks the transcript as partial. Gene Ontology annotation, biological process: phospholipid translocation.
AUUGACUAUACAGGAACAGAGCCUUCUAGUCCCUGCAACAAGUGUCUAAACGUGUCCUGGGACAGCGCACCGCCUUGUACUUGCACCAUCAAUUUCACACUGGAACAUUCAUUUGAGAGCAACGUAUUCAUGUAUUAUGGACUUUCCAACUUCUAUCAAAACCAUCGUCGCUAUGUGAAGUCUCGAGAUGACAGCCAGCUAAACGGAGAUAACAGUUCACUACUUAAUCCAAGUAAGGAAUGUGAGCCUUACCGCACAAAUGAGGACAAACCCAUUGCUCCUUGUGGAGCUAUUGCCAACAGUAUGUUUAACGAUACACUGGAAUUAUACCGCAUUGAUAACGACACAAGGACUCCUAUUACUUUGAUUAAAAAAGGAAUUGCGUGGUGGACAGAUAAGAAUGUAAAGUUCAGGAACCCUACAGGAGAUGGAAAUAACUUAACUGCACUUUUUCAAGGCACAACAAAGCCCGUCAACUGGCCCAAGCCAGUGUAUAUGCUGGACUCGGAGCCUGACAACAACGGCUUCAUCAAUGAAGACUUCAUUGUGUGGAUGCGUACUGCUGCUCUGCCCACGUUUCGCAAGCUGUAUCGUCUCAUCGAAAGGAAGAAUAAUUUACAGCCUACCUUACAGGCUGGAAAAUAUUCUUUGGAUAUCGCAUACAAUUAUCCUGUACACAGUUUCGAUGGACGAAAAAGAAUGAUCCUAAGCACCAUCUCGUGGAUGGGAGGCAAAAAUCCCUUUCUGGGAAUCGCUUACAUCACUGUUGGGUCCAUAUGCUUCUUCUUAGGAGUUGUAUUGCUGAUCAUCCAUCACAAAUAUGGAAAUCGAAACACUAGUGCAGACAUUCCCAAUUAAUCCCGUGUUCUGAAAACAAAUGUACUGCAUGUGCAUCAAGGCCAGUCCAGGGUGGUCCCAGUCUUGGAGAGAUAGGUCUCUGCUUCUGUCACUUCUGAGACUGGGUCCAUUAUUUUUAUCUAAAGCUCCCCUUUCCCAUACUGUGGAUUAACUCCUGGAACUGACGGGUAUACAAUUAGCUAUAUUGAUUGUAUCUCUGCCUGUGUCAGAAACAAUUUCUCUGGUAUUUGCCUCUAACUGGGCAGGCCACACGAUGCAUAUAUAUAUAUAUAGCUCCUGACCCCUUGAUGCAUCUGCUGCUUGUUCACGUGCUGUGUAAUGUCCGUGUGAUUCAGUACAUAGAGGUUGUGUGGAGAAAGACUGCUCUAAGAUAC